Sinocyclocheilus grahami is the source of this 1626-nucleotide messenger RNA. RefSeq lists its product as uncharacterized. The record is from RefSeq and is a predicted model, not a curated record. Lineage: Eukaryota; Metazoa; Chordata; Actinopteri; Cypriniformes; Cyprinidae. Gene Ontology annotation, molecular function: GTPase activity. Bases 36 to 1316 code for a protein of 426 amino acids. The transcript is spliced from 12 exons.
GGUGCCGGUGAAAAUCAGUCCUCCAGACUUUCAACAUGUCAGGCUGUAAGAAGCCGCGAGCUGUUGCAAACCCGCUGGAAUCGACCAUUACAUCUCCGAGUGAAAGAAUACUGAAAGAAUGCCACACUUUAUAUAUCGACAACGACAACGGAUUGGUGAAAAUUGCAGAGAGUUUGGGAGUGAGGCUGUUACCGCCACGGAAAAAGAUUAUAGUUAUGAUUAUGGGAAACCAUUCUGCUGGAAAAAGCUCUUUUAUUAACUGGUAUGUGGAGGAGCACAUACAGAAGACAGGUGUUGCCAUUGAGACACAAGGCUUCACAUUUAUAACAAGUGGAAGAAAACGAGAGUCACUAACAGGAAAUGCAACAUUACACCUUUACCCACAUUUCAGACCUCUGCUGGAGUUCAAAGGAUGUGGAAAAAGAAACCACACAAAGGUUAGAGUAACACUUUUCUUCACAUUUGACCUAUCUGUAUUUUCAGGUGAGCAGGCGGACCUCAUCUUUGUGUUUUUUGACCCGAUGGGACAGGCAUUGUGCAAGCGUACAUUGAACAUUGUUGAGAAGUUGAGUGAGAAGUGUGGAGACAAACUGCGCUUUUACCUGAGCAAAGCUGACGAGGUUGGACGAGAAACAGACAGACAGCGAGUGAUGAUGCAGAUUGUCCAAGAGCUGUGCCGGAGACCUGGACUCAACAAAUGUGGCUUCGAAAUGCCCACGAUAUACAUCCCCAACCCUCAAAAACCCAGCAGAUGCAUCAACCAGAUUGAUGAGGUUUGUGAGACCAUUGAGAAGAGCAUAAACCAGGCAGUGCAAAAAACACUUGACCAGCUGGAGAAAGACUGUAACCUGAUCAUCUCUACCAUCAACCAUACACUGGAACAGGACCGGAUGAAUGUGAGCAGUAAUAAAAGCAAUCGUUUUAAUUCUUUCCUGUGUGGAGUUGGGGGAAUCUUCCUUCCAUCGCUCUUCAUCCUCAGCUUCAUCAUCAGCACCUUCGCUCCAGAGGAACUGGACUCUCUUGUUGGAGAGGGAUUGGCUAAAACGCUCUACUUUUCCACAGGAAUAGUUGUGUAUCUGUGGGACUGGAUUCCUGAAGAUUGGCAGAUAAUGUUUGUGAUCAUCUUUGGUGCUCUGUGCUACUUUAUGUUCUUCUUGGCCAAGUAUUUUGCACGUCAGGGCAGUAAGACGCUGACUAAAAGAGAGAAGAAACAACUGGCAGAGUACAGUGACUACAUCCAGGAUAUCGUCAAAUCCAAGAAGCGGAAGCUGUAUGAGGAGUAUCUUCGCCAGUGUGCUGCAGAGUAUGAUUUCUGAAGGAAGCCUGCAUGACAGCCAUCGGUCACAUCAGAGUCGUCGGAAUAAUUCAUAUGAAGCACAUCCCACAGCAAAAUCCCCCGAGUUAAAUCAACUCUGCUCAGAGUACAUAUUGUCCCAAUCUACAGAGUGUUAAAGUAACACUGAAGCCGAGUUAAAGUUAAUGGGACAAUUAAGCGAUUAAGGAAGUAAUGAUUGAGCACUAGUAAAGAAAACCCACUGUUAACAAUGUUGAACAUGAACAACUACUGCUCAGGCUUUUAGACAUGAAAACCUACCACACAAUCCUCAACAGUGGUAACUCUGCUUC